AACCCGGUUCAUAAUCCUUCUUCUUCUUCUUCAUCUCCUUCACAUUCCAUCUUAUGCCGCCCCGCGCUUAGGUUAACAAAAACACAAAAUUUCAACUUUAUUGGAACUCCUGCGAAAGUUUCUUCCAAAAUUCAUUCAUAAAGAAAGCCGAUAUUCACCCCCCAGUGUCGAAUCUCGAAUCUGUGAAUCGUUUAUGAUCCACAUGGUUGAAUCUCCAUCAAUCGCAGGAAAAUGCUCUUCGGCAGCUCCGUACAACUCCCGCGCACGUUAGCCUCUCCAAUUUUAACUGAAUCCAGUUUUCGCCAUGUCAAGAGGUUGCAGAUUGUUGAAAUUCGGAGCUCUCAAGAGAUUGUCGCCUUCUUUUCGAACAAAUCAGGCGAGCAUCUAUUCACAAAGGUCAAAUGACAGAGCCCUCGUUAGACCUAGUUUAUCUUCUCCUCAACACAGAUUUUACUCGCAUUAUUUCCCUCGAAGCAGGGGCCGUAAUAUUUGGAAUGCAGCUCGUGAAACCGGAAAAAGUUCCUAUCCCAUUUACUCCCGGAGUUAUUCGGCGAUUCCAGCUAGUAAUACCUUAGCUCAUCAUGCCCGAAUUGCUUUGAAGAGAAUAACACAGUCCUCUGUACAUAAUGGACAAACUCAUGUCCCUUUAAACAGGUUUGGUCAGGCAGUUAGCUUAGGAUUGAGCCGCUCGUACACGGUUGUUCCUGGUAUGUUUGCUUUUGUGUUUGGAACCCAGUCAGCAUUUGCACGAGCUGUUCAAGACACUCAUAUCGUGUACGAGCCGAGGAAUUCUUUAUACACGCGUGCUCAAGACAGCCAGCUCUUUGUAACAAAAUUGAUACUUUCCAUAUUCGAAGGGAUUUUCUUGUUGCUCAGAGCUCUUCACUUGGCUGUUCUGUUCACUCCGAGCAUCGCCAUGGCUCCAUUUGCUGAUAGCUUCGGACCCCAUUUUCGGAAACUGUGGCUUCAGGUUAUCCACCAAACCCUAGAAAGAGCGGGUCCCGCUUUCAUAAAGUGGGGCCAGUGGGCAGCCACACGACCGGAUCUUUUUCCUCGAGACUUGUGCAGUGAAUUGUCCAAGCUUCACAUGAAAGCACCCGAACAUAGCUUUGCCUACACGAAAAAGACUAUUGAGAGAGCUUUCGGUCGUAAGAUUAACGAAAUCUUCGAUGACUUUGAGGAAGAACCGGUAGCUUCCGGAAGUAUAGCUCAAGUGCAUCGAGCUUCAGUACGGUCCAGAUACCAUGGCCGUGAAAUGAAACCUAUGCUUGUUGCUGUUAAGGUAAGACAUCCAGGAGUUGGGGAAUCUAUAAAGAGGGAUUUUGCAAUAAUUAAUGUUGUUGCCAAGAUUUCGGGGUUUAUCCCUGCUCUGAAAUGGUUGAGAUUGGAUGAAAGCGUGCAGCAGUUUGCGGUUUUCAUGAUGUCUCAAGUUGAUCUUGCUAGGGAAGCUGCUAAUUUGAGCCGCUUCUUAUAUAAUUUCCGCAGUUGGAAAGAUGUUUCGUUCCCAAAGCCCGUUUAUCCACUAGUGCAUCCAGCUGUGCUGGUGGAAACUUUCGAACAUGGAGAAAGUGUUGCUCACUAUGUUGAUGAGCUUGAGGGGAACGAGCGAAUUAAAAGUGCUCUUGCUCACAUUGGAACUCAUGCACUUCUGAAAAUGCUCCUGGUGGACAACUUUGUUCAUGCAGACAUGCACCCUGGAAAUAUCCUUGUACGAGUAGCUAGGAGCAAACGUUCUCGUAAAAAGCUCUUCAAAGCGAAACCUCACCUUGUAUUCAUUGAUGUGGGAAUGACUGCGGAACUUUCUAAGAACGAUCGGACUAAUUUAUUGGAAUUCUUUAAAUCUGUUGCUCGCAGAGAUGGCCGAACUGCAGCAGAAUGCACACUUAGAUUAUCGAGGAAACAGAACUGUCCAAAUCCAGAGGCUUUCAUUCAGGAAAUGAAAGAGUCGUUUGAUUUUUGGGGCACACCCGAAGGAGAUUCGGUCCAUCCAGCUGAAUGCAUGGAGCAAGUACUCGAGAAAGCUCGUCGGCAUAGAGUAAAUGUUGAUGGCAAUGUUUGCACUGUGAUGGUGACAAUUUUAGUCCUUGAGGGGUGGCAGAGGAAGCUCGAUCCAGAUUACGAUAUGAUGCAUACACUACAAACGCUGCUACUCAAAGCUGACUGGGCAAAAUCUCUUUCUUAUACAAUCGAUGGACUUAUGGCUCCUUGAAUGCUCUUAUGUUCGGUAACUAAGUUUACUGCCUAACAAAUUUUGACAUUGUAGAACACUUCAACUGUACAUCAAGCACUCCUUGGUUAUUUAUAAAUUUCUUUUUGCAAAUAAAAUUAUUGACAUUUAUUGUUGGGGUGUGUGCCCAAUCACAAUUUUGGUAAGGAAUAAGGAUGGUAAUAUUUUGUAUUAUUCACAUUAAAUCGAUCUGCAAAACCACGGGCGACGAGGCGCAUGAAGACAACUUUUUUUUGAGGUAAUGAAUAAACUCUUGUCGUUUCAAGUUUGUAA
Erythranthe guttata (spotted monkey flower) is the source of this 2500-nucleotide messenger RNA. RefSeq lists its product as uncharacterized. NCBI's taxonomy places the organism in Eukaryota, Viridiplantae, Streptophyta, Magnoliopsida, Lamiales, Phrymaceae. The record is from RefSeq and is a predicted model, not a curated record.